AUGCUUUAUACAUUUCAAUUAAAUGAAGAAAUUUUUCUGAAAAGUACCUUUGGAUUUUUCAGUGGAAAGGGGUGCAUCUUCAAGUUAAGUGCCCUCCUUAGCAGCCUAUUUGCUUUGGUGUUUGAAACAGUCAUUGCAAGCAGCCAAUGCUGGCACCCAUGGAGAAUUGACAACAUUUUGCAACUUGUGUCCUUUGGACUUUGGGAGACUUACACCCCUAAAGAAUUUAAUGCCUCAUGGACUGUAUCCAAGACGCUGGUGCACACUCCUACUGAUUCCACCAGGACCACUUCACCUGAGUUUCAGAUUGCACAGACCCUGAUAGUGUGGGCCAUUUUGAUGAAGCCUGUAGUUCUGAUUUUUGGUAUAGUUGCCAUUACAAUCAGCUGCAUGGAAGACCCAUUUGUGGAGAUGGCAACAUAUUGUUACAAUGUUUCUGCCUCAGUUUUGUGUGUUAGCAGCCUGUUUACAUUGGUUUCAGUGAGCUGGAACCACUUUAUAGAUCAUUAUGGACAAACCAGUCUUGAAUUUCCAUCAUACUUUCCUGUUAGCAAAGAAGCAUUAAUAACCAAAUACUGCACUACUGUUCUCCCAUUAGGGAUUCUGACAGCUGCCAUCUCACUUUUCAGUGCAGUUAUCUUUCUUUCUGAGAUAAGUGUUUUGCAAAUACAGAGUCAGAUGAAGGACCAGUGUGCUUCCAUAGCAGCCAGCCAAGUGGCCUGA
Onychomys torridus (southern grasshopper mouse) is the source of this 723-nucleotide messenger RNA. RefSeq lists its product as uncharacterized. The record is from RefSeq and is a predicted model, not a curated record. NCBI's taxonomy places the organism in Eukaryota, Metazoa, Chordata, Mammalia, Rodentia, Cricetidae. Bases 1 to 723 code for a protein of 240 amino acids. The transcript is spliced from 2 exons.